Messenger RNA from Tuber melanosporum (Perigord truffle), 1413 nucleotides. RefSeq lists its product as uncharacterized. Lineage: Eukaryota; Fungi; Ascomycota; Pezizomycetes; Pezizales; Tuberaceae. Gene Ontology annotation, molecular function: oxidoreductase activity, acting on the CH-OH group of donors, NAD or NADP as acceptor. Bases 178 to 1254 code for a protein of 358 amino acids. The transcript has 3 exons. The record is from RefSeq and is a predicted model, not a curated record.
ACACUUCCUCUCAACACCGCCCUUUCUAUCUCUCUCCUCUUCUUUUAAUCACCUUAUCACACCAACCUGUAGACCUGGCGUCCACAGUGUAAUUCCUCUUCUUCCUCUCCUAACAUACAAUCGCAUACUUUCAUUCAAUAAUCCUUAAUAGGCAUACGUACAGUACUCCACAUUAAGAUGUCAAAUCCACCAAGCUUAAGCUCCUUCCAAAGCGAUAAACCGCUUCUAGAUCAUCUAACCAUCGACCUCAUCUUCGCGAUCCUCAACCAUACCUUCCUCAACCCGAUUUUUGCCUGGUUAAUCCCUCUAACCUACCGUGCUCAAACCUUCCAAUACCACCAUCCACCGCUCUACUUAUCCGCCGCCUACGCUGCCUUUGUAACGGUUCUGUGGAUAGCGAAGCAGGUCAACCGCCGUCUGGCCUAUGGCACCAAACGCGAGUUCGACUGGAUGGAGGAAGUGGUAGUCAUCACCGGCGGUGCCAGCGGCCUGGGGCUCCUGAUCGCAGAGGUGUACGGUAUGAGGGGCGUUACAGUUGCGGUGCUCGACGUGAGAGAGCCGGAAGGCGGCGAAGCGCGGAAUGUAGAUUUUUAUAAAUGCGAUGUUGGCGACAGGAAGCAGGUUGAGGCUGUUGCUAAGGAAAUCGAGAGGGACUUGGGGGCGCCCACUGUGCUGAUAAAUAACGCCGCGAUUGUCAACGGAAAAAGGGUUUUGGAACUUUCGGCGGAGGAAAUUGAGACAAAUUUCAAAACGAACCUCCUCUCAUCGUUCUACACAAUCAAGCAAUUCCUCCCGGGCAUGCUAAAAUUAAACCGCGGCUCGAUCAUCACAAUCUCAUCCGUCCUCUCCUCAAUCGCCCCAGCCCAGCUCUCAGACUAUGCCGCUUCCAAGGCAGCCCUAAAAUCACUUCACUCCUCCCUCACCGCUGAACUCGCCGACCAACCAGGAAUCAAGACGCUCCUGGUCACUCCCGGACAGCUCUCAACCCCCCUAUUUUACGGCGUUAAGACUCCCAGUAAUUUCUUCGCCCCCGUGUUGGAGCCCGUUGACGUUGCCAAGGAGAUCAUUGCUGCGAUCGAUGGGGGGUUGGGUGGGCAUAUUUCCAUGCCGGUAUACUCGAGGUGGAUUGGGGUCAUGGAAGUUUUACCAGCCAGUGUUCAGAGGUUUUUAAGGUGGGCAAGUGGUGCGGAUAGGGCAAUGGCGGGGUUCAAGGGACGGAAGGUAUUGGAUCAGGAGGGGAAUAAGACUUGGUAGGGUUUGUGGUAUUGUCGUUUCGCCGCGAAUCUUUGUUGUGGAAUGGGUACCAUUUUUCGGAGGGAUGGCUGGGUCUCUUCAAGCCUGCAAAGUAUGCUUUGCACCGAGGUUAGGCUCGGUUAAAUAGAUAGUGGAAUGAAUCAACUUUUCGUGGGCGAA